Molecule: messenger RNA, 587 nt
Organism: Bipolaris sorokiniana ND90Pr
Lineage: Eukaryota; Fungi; Ascomycota; Dothideomycetes; Pleosporales; Pleosporaceae
Exons: 1
Coding region: 88-504 (138 amino acids)
Source: RefSeq, a predicted model, not a curated record
CCCAGCUGCACAUAAUCUAGACAACUACCAUGGCAUGUACAGACGCACGUCAGCGCUUAGUCGCAUACUGCCAUUACCAUAAUCACCAUGGCCAUCCUCAUCAUCAUCAUCAUCAUCAUCAUCAUCAUCAUCAUCAUCAUCAUCAUCAUCACCGCCGUCAUCUUCCAAUACAUACGACGUCGUAUUAAUUGGGCGUGCCGGAUGAAGAUGAGAUGCAUUGUGUGCAACGUCGGAGUAGGUUCCGCGCCACGCCACGCCACGCCACGACCACAACAUGUUCCCUUCACCUUCCUCGUUUGGUCAGCUGCAGCAGGAGAGAAACACGCAGGAGCAGCAGCAGUAUCAUCACGACUUCCUCCUCACACCCCCAGUCACCGCAAACAACCACGUCACCAAAGGCGUGGCCACAGACACAUGCUCAACAAUUUCCACGGUACUGUGGCAACAUUGCCUCUCUUGCUCGUGUUCCUCUACCUCAACCACUUGUAUCAUCUUCGGUCAUGACAUAGUCUCGCAUACACUCGCCCACUUAUUGGAGAGGGCCCAAUGCCUCUGGCCGUCGUAUCCGAUACACCAACAAUAGGCCG